Plodia interpunctella (Indianmeal moth) is the source of this 872-nucleotide messenger RNA. RefSeq lists its product as uncharacterized. NCBI's taxonomy places the organism in Eukaryota, Metazoa, Arthropoda, Insecta, Lepidoptera, Pyralidae. Bases 128 to 850 code for a protein of 240 amino acids. The record is from RefSeq and is a predicted model, not a curated record. The transcript has 3 exons.
AUUUUAUAUUCGAGUUUGUCGGUGGGAAGCCAUUCUUUUGAAAUUCUAUAUUUCGCCAUAACUUCAUAAUAAAAAAAACCUGUUAAAUGUCUAUAAAACUGGGCGUGCAAGUCAGUGCAGUAUAAAAAUGAUACGUGCAACAGUUUGCAAUAUUUGUAUAAACCUGUUGCUUGGUGGAUACCUAGUUGAAUGUUUCGUCUUACUCACAGCCAACGUGGAAGACAUAAAGCAAAUAGCAAAAAAAUUUCUCUCCGAGUCCAUUUCUGAUCAAAUUACAGACUUUCUGUCUAAAGCUAAAACACGGGACACGCUGUCUGAAGAGAAUGAGAGGAACGCACAGGACUAUAGAAAUUCUAGAGAAAUGGACCAAAUCCGUGAGGAAUACAUGAAGACAGAAUACAACAUAGGUCGCAAUCAGGAACAAAUAUUCGGUAAUGCUCAAAAGCCUAUUCCAUACAACCCACGACUGGCAGAAAACCAAGCGAACCUCGCACCAGGAAGACCACAGCUCGGAAAGAGACUAAAAAAAGUUAGAUAUCUAAACGAAAAUCAAUUUAAAAUGAAUUCUCCAUACAAUGUACCGAAUCUUCAAUUUAAUAACAACAAUCAAAAUCUUUACAAACAGAAGAGGAUAUUAAGAAUGAAGCCAAUCAAUCAACCAUUAAUUCAGAUGAGCAACAAUUAUUCUAAUUUAAAUAGUAAAAUUAAAUUAACGACAGAGAAGCCGCAGGCCAAGGAAUUCGACCAAUACGAGAACUUAAAUAUUAAGAAUGAGUUUUUAGCGACUAGUGGACAGGUGAUGUUGCCCAGAAUCAGGGCGUCAGAGGAAAUAUCAGAAACGGAUAGUUAAUAAAAACAUUUUGUUGCUUGCA